Pieris brassicae (large cabbage white) is the source of this 694-nucleotide messenger RNA. RefSeq names its product cytochrome c oxidase assembly factor 1 homolog. Gene Ontology annotation, cellular component: mitochondrial inner membrane. The record is from RefSeq and is a predicted model, not a curated record. The coding region runs from base 271 to 660 and encodes 129 amino acids. Lineage: Eukaryota; Metazoa; Arthropoda; Insecta; Lepidoptera; Pieridae. Gene Ontology annotation, biological process: mitochondrial respiratory chain complex I assembly; mitochondrial respiratory chain complex IV assembly. The transcript has 2 exons.
UAAAACCUGAUAACAAUUUACAUAGUCUCAGUUGGUGCAAUUAACUAAAUGAUUUGUAAUGAAUAUAUAUAUUUGUUAAGAGCUUACACUAUAGAUAUUUGUUAUUUCUUCUAAUUUACCUCUAUUUUGUAUUUCUACAUAGUCACAGGUAUACCUAAAAAUACAACUAUAUAGAACUGCUAUACUGUCAACUUACGUGACUACAUAGUACUGCUAUACCAUUUUACUAGCGAUUUAAUCGUGCUUGUAAGUAAAUAUACAUGAAUAGUUAUGAAAAACGUGUCUAAUUCCAAACUUGUGCAAAUUGCCGCUAUUGGCGGGUUAAUCGUUGCUAGUACUGGCUUUUAUCUACAGAAUAAACUCAUAGAAAAAGUGCGGGCAAUGGACUACUAUAAGGUUGCAUUGAAAAAACUUAGAUCUCAUCCGGGUGCUGUUUACCACUUAGGAGAACCAAUAAAAGAUAAGCGCUUUAAAAUUACAGAUACUGAGAAUAAUUAUUGUGACCAAAAACUUGCUAGAUUUAAAGUGCCAGUAACUGGAGCAAAAGAUAGAGGAAGUUAUUUUUUCUGGGCUAUAAAUGAGGGUGACAGUUGGUCACUAACAAAAGCAGAAUUGGAAUUAAAAUCAAAACCAGAUGAAAGAUUAGUCAUUAUUAAAUAAUAGAUUCAUUCAAAAAUUCCUAUUAAGAAUAUUU